AUGGAUGCACCUCCCCAGUGCCCGCCCGGAUACGAUGAAGUGCGGGAGAACUCGAAAUGCGGGUUGUAUUGUCGAGAUAUCGUGGGUUACACAUGGCGCUGUCCGUGCAAUGACUGGAUGUCGUGUGCUGUAAAAGAGAGAUAUUUGUGGGGGUGCGCCGAUGGUUACUACAGUAGCUUCAGGGUUCGAGAAUGCGCACAAGGUUUGUUUUUAAUGUAUUACAGUAGUUUAAAAAUUACAAAUCUAACAAACCGUACCAGCUAAAAAAUUGACUGACGCAAUCAACCUGCCUACCUAUCGACUUGCAGACUGACUGAUAAGACAUGAGUAGUUUUAAUUAUACAGUAAAAUGGGUUUUGCCCCGAGCGACGGCGCGAAGCGCCGUGCAAGGGUAUUAAUUUCCCCCGGCUAUUUACACCCGGGGGAAACAAAACCAUUAGCGAAGUCUAAAGUUCAUCAAUAAUCGCGGGCGUGGGUCACUGUGCGUGUUUCGGUGGAUGGUCAUCCUCACUGAUCUCAUAAUAUAGCGGACUGUCAUGAAUAGCCAACACAGAUUGGUCCAAUUUAAAAUUGGCAUUAUAACGGCUGCAUAACGACAGCGAAAUUGAUAUUUUGAUGAUUUCUUGCAAAUAUGUUUCAUUUUCGCAAGAUUUUGUAAAUUUCAAAAGAUUUUUGAUAAAAUAAAGGCAAAAGAAUUGCUAAAAGAAGGGAGUAAAUGUGCCGACGUUAACGAAGGUAAGUUUGUUUUAAAUAUUGAUGCAUUGUUUGCUUUUAAUAUACUGCAAUUAUUUUAAAAGCCGAUCGUUGCGUAUAAAUAUGAAACAAGACAGCAUAUUAUUUCAGUGUUUCUUUACUGAUUAUCCUUUUUAUUAUACUAAGCAAAGUUAUUUGCAUAGGAGAAUUUGGAAUAAUUUUAUUUCGAACCCAAAGUUUAUCGAUAAAGGCAGUUAAUUUUAGUUCUAUAUUAAAAGAACACUUUAAAACGUUUUGCGAAGCGUUUGUGGUUGACUUUUACUUUAAAUUGAAGCUUAUAUUACGUAUAAUAACAUACCUAACAUAUAUAUGUUUGGGAAAUUGAUAAUUUUGUAAUUAAAAGUGAUAUUUCUAGGGGAUUUUUCAUUUGUAAAAAUAUUCUUAAAAAAUUAUCGUGUAACCAUGACAACUACUUUAAAUACUUCACGUUCGGAAAAUGCGAUGGUUUUGUCAGCAAGGGGAGGGUUUUUGCAUGCAUGUAUUUUCUAGUACAUAUAGAUAACUGCAAUUUGCCUAUGUAUAUUUCUAGUAUUGAAUACAAAGUGAUAUGAACUACAAUUAGUUUAUCUUCUUUAGUGGUAAGGUCUGGUCGCUGUCCUGCUGGUGGGAGUCCGGGAUCUCAGCAAUCGUGUAACAGUGACACAGAUUGUCCGAGUGACGAAAAAUGUUGUAACUCGAUGUGUGCAACGAUAAUCACAAUAGGUAAGUGUGAUUCUAUUUAUUUUGUUUAAUUUAUACUGGUUAGUUUUACCAGUUAUAACAUGUUGUCUGUUCAGGCCCAGUAUUAAUGUGAUGGUCAUCCCUUAUUUUCCAAAUGUUACUAAAGGAGGAAACCGAAACCUAACAGUUCAUGAUUGUUUUCUUUUGAUGUAGAGCGGUGAUUAAAAUAGCGUUGCCAUCAUUGUUUCCAUCUAUCUAUCAAACUGACAUGACGCCAUGUGUUAGAUGGCUUUGUAACUGCACCCAAACCCUAGCCCCACUCUAACUCCUAACCCUAACCGCAUCCUUUACUCUAGCCCUAACCAAAUUAAUAAAAAGUCCAAAAAGGGACAACUUUAGAAAUUGACCAAAUGACGUAACGUCAAUUUGGUGGAUGGAAACAAGUGAAAACAGUUUACCCCGAUCUACCAGUUCAGGGUAAAUAAGCCAAGGAGAAUGGCAUUAGAAAUGAAUGAAUUAGAAUUGGCACGAUGCAGUUGCAAAAUCCCGACCCACAUAGACAUCAGCCGUACAGUACCCCAGACCUGUUACGCUCUAUGAUAACGUAAGAGUAUAGAUUAUUCGCUGCCAGAGAACAAACAGGUCAAAGCAGUAAAGCAGUCCAAACAUAUCCACAACAAAAUACUGGAUUGCGCAAACAGUUCCAAUCUCUUCGUCCUAGACCUAGACCUAGAGGCGUUUAUUCAAUUCGUUCAAUGGUACUGCAGGAGGAUAUGUACUCCUAAGCUGUAAACUAACUUUAUUUAUAUACUGAAUAUUACGGGAACCACUGAGUAUUUUAAUUAAUAAAAUAUAAAACAACGGUAACUCCGAAAAUAAACAUUUUAAUAUUCAAAAUAUAAUGAAUAUUAAAAUGUUUCUUUUCGGAGUUACCGUUGUUUUAUAUUUUAUACUGAAUAUCUCCAUCAAUCAUCAUAUGUAUAGGAAACUAGAGUACUAGGAGUAACUAUGCACAAACCACAUGUGCAAUGAACCUCUUCAAUCUUAAUUCAAAUUACAUCUAGACACUCAUUCGUGCCGGAAAAACAAUGGUGGAUGCGACCAGCUAUGCUUUGGGGUACCUGGUGGACGUAAAUGUGGCUGUGAGAAUGGAAUUGAUUAUGAUGAAACUCUAUCCAAAUGUCUAACCGAUACCACACCUACAAGCACACCACCACUACCAGCCACUACACCACCACUACCAGCCACCACACCACCACUACCAACCACCACACCACCAAUACCCACCACACCACCAUGUAAGUUUAUGCAGCGUGAGCGUAUUUCAUAGUACGUAUAUGAUAAGCUUAUAUAGGGCAGUGCUAUUAAUUGAACUCGUGAAAGUCCUGCAAAGGUCAUGUUUUGUUGUCAUGUGUUGCUAGAGGAGGAAACCUAAACUAGACUUAUUUUAUUGAUGCUGGAUAGUUCUAUCAGUUUUAAACUAUUAUCCCUAGAUCUAUUAGUAAGUGUCAUCCCUUAUUGAUCCAGUGUUACCACAGGAGUAAAUCUACACUAAAGUAACUUUAUUUAUGCUGGAUAGCUUUUUUAAGAUAUAUAGUAACCUGUUCACACUAUAGGUUCAGUAAAUGACUAAUUGUCAUGUACGUAUUGGUGCUGUGUUAUUACCAGGAAGAACUUGAACUGUUAAAGUGACAUUGUACUGGAUAGCUCUUACUAUCCAUUAUAAGCUGUACUGUCGAGAAGUUUUGUAAUUUAAUAAGGGUUAUCUCUCUUGAUCAUGACUACUACAGGAGGAACUUUGGUGUUUGCCAGAGUCUGCUGGGUGCACCCUUCUCAUGACGUAGGUGAAAUUGCAAUCCUGUUGAAAUGUAUUCAAAUAACUUUGUUUAGCUUGCACGCCACACCCAGCACCGGAGCACGGCUCGGUGACUUGCGAUGCAGACCCUGUGCCACAGUUUGGAAAAUGUCGUUUCACAUGCGACCAAGGAUACGAAUUAAAAGGAAACGCCUUGGAUAUAUGUGUGAAUGGUGAAUGGAUUGAUGAUACGCCUACCUGCAAUAGUAAGUGUAAUAAAAUAUCUUCAUUCAGAAUGGAUAGCUAUAUUUGUUUUCAAUUGUUCUGUCUAGAUCGGCUCAGCAAGGAUUAUUCCUUAUUGAUCCAGUGUUACUAUAGGAGGAAACCUAAACUAUGUAAGCUCUUUGCGUAUCAAUAGUGUAGACUGAUUUCGUAAAGUUUACGGGGGUUUUACUUGAGUAGCCUGGGGGGUUCGAAUUUCGUCUUGAACGCAGAUAGAGUAGAUGAAUAGACGUAUAGUCGGUAUAGAUUUCUUUAAUUCGGUGUUCAAAUAUAGCAACAAUCAAUAGACAAUCAAACGAGUUCGAACUAUAAGGAAAAAUAGUGACUAAACUAAAUACCAUGCAAUAGUUAUACUAAUAUACUAAAUAAACUUGACCAUGCUAAAUUACUGUCUAAAUAUAAUAUGCGCAUGCUUUCUAAACUAAUUAAGCAAACAAUACAAAUACAUAAAUCCUUCUUUGGUGUCCUCUUGUUCCUCAAGUAGUGUCUAGUAAUCUUUUCUUCGUUUUCCAAUAUACCGUUGAUAAUAUUCGAUCCUUACUGAUCGGUCGUACUGUUCUAUCUGAUCUAUCACGCAAGCCCCCUUUGCAUGUGACGUAACAAAUACAUGCCCAGAGGCGUGAGGGACGUUUCAAACUAACAAACUAAACUAAUUUUAUUUAUCCUGGAUACUUCUGUCAUUUCUAAAGUGUUCUUCCUGAGAUCCUUAAGGUUCAUAUAGCAUAUUGACCCAGUGAUACUACGGGUUAUCUCUUAUUAGUCCAGGAUUACUACAGGAGGAAACCUAUACUAAACCAAUUUAUGCUGGUUAGCCCUAUCAGUCUCAAACGGUUCUUCCAUGAUUAUCUCGUGUAUUGAUUGGUCAUUUGAUGCUUUUGAUGAACUACAGUACCAUCUCUUAUUUAUAUAAAUUUUAUUUUAGCCCGGACUAAACCGACAUUCUCUCAUUGUCCUAAUGAUACAAGUGUUCCCACAGACCCUGGGAAAAGUUACGGAACAGUAAAUUGGAACGUUCCCACAGCGGCGGACAAAGACGGAGUCAAUCUUAAUGUUGACAUUUUCCCCAGUGGUUAUGAUCCGCCAGUAAAAGUGAAUAUUGGACGGCACAAUGUUCGUUUAAGCACGAGCGACAAACAUGGAGUACACGCGUAUUGCUAUUUUCAUAUUAUAGUUGAAGGUUAGUUGCAUGACUACAUUAUAUUUUAAAUGUAAGGCCAGGAGCAAACGUCACUCUUCACAUGCGCCAAUGCUAAUACAAUUCAUUCGACAUUAAUAAAUAAAUGACAUACAAAAUAUUUAUACUGUUUCAUAUUUGAUGUAUAUACUGUAUUUUGUACCGUAAACUUUCCAAAGUGCAGGACUAUGUAGUUGCCUGGUCUUUCACAGUUAAUAUUACAGGUAGCAUCUACUCAUUUUAAGUUGUAGCCUAAUUUGUCAUCCUUUUCUUAUAUAGGUGCAUAUGAAACUUUCGCUAUUAUAAUUUAUUUAUAGAAGAAUUAAAAAAAAACAUUUCUUUUCUAAAUAAACCAAAACUUCACAGUCGCUGAUAAAUAUUUAACUUGUAUUCCAGCCUGCAUAUAGCUAAUAUCUAUAAUAAAAUACAUGCAGUACAGUAUAAUAUCACAGGUUGUAGCUUAAAGUAUUUGAAUAUUAAUAGAUUAUAGAUUGGCCUUUCGGCGCAUGAGAGUUGCAUAUAUAGUGCGACAAGACCUGUCGCUCCAACGUCUCACACUGAUCAUUUUAUUAAGGCACCCAUCACACAGUGUUCAUCUUAUAGGUUGUUAUUUACCAACUGAAUCUCGAGGUCUCGAGUGUAAUUAAGGACUGCAUGCAUCAAACGUCGCUCUUCUCAUGCACUGAACCUAAUAGCUGAAUUUAGUAUUUUCACAAUUUGGCACUUACACGGUUAUUUCAACAUCCGCUAUCUCAAACAUUUUCCCGCUUCCUCGUAUUUUUGAGAUAGCGGGGUUCCACUUUAACUAUCAUUAGAGACCUUACGAUUUUAGGACGGAAACGCGACGGCAACGGCUACCAAUACAAUAGAUCAUUGAAAAGAAUUGAAAAAUUACAAUAUAUGAAUAAUUUAGACAUUGUCCUCACUCUGUUUACAACGCCAAAUCACAGAUUUUCACGUCUUGAUACAACGGCUGCAUUUCAAGCCGUAACAAGUGCAACUUCAAACUGGGUUCAUGAUCAGGAGAACUUUUCCCAACCAUAAAACCCAUGUCGUCAACUUCUAAGACUGUAUUAAAUUCAUACGAUUGAUAAUGUACGACGAAUUAUCUUUACUACCAUUUAUUUGAAGGAGUUUGUUUUGGUCGUCGUGGACGCGUUGCCAUCCUAAAAUCGUAAGGUCUCUAUUAUUAUUGCAGAUCGAGAGCCGCCGACCUUUGGUUCAAGCUGUCCAAAUGACGUCACACUAUACACAGAUAACGAGGAUUCUGUCCGCUUACCUUCCUCUGUUAAGAAGCCAGUAGCCAUAGAUAAUGCAAAACCACCCAACCUUUACAUUAAAAGCUACACUCAUGACUCUUAUUUCCCUAUUGGCACCACCAUGGUGAAUUACACUGCUGUGGAUGCCGCAGGCUUAUCUGCAAGUUGUAUUUUUUGUGUGACUGUUGUCAGUAAGUAAUUUAUUGUUAGUAACAUGAGCUUUAUUUCCACUGAACCCCGAAGUUUGAGAUAUCCUUUUCAUCAUGAAAAAGACAACUCAAACUUCGGGGUCCAAUGCAGAUAGUAUUCUACAAUAAGCUGCUUUAGUAGUGCAAAGAAGCCAACUUGACCAAAUCAAUUCUGACGUGUUCCCUUGAACUUCUUUUCAGACGUAUGCCGCGGUGUGACUUGUACACAUGGUGCGAAAUGUGCCCUGGACAAUACAACUGGGAACUCUUACACAUGUGCCUGUAACUCAAUCUGCCCACAGGAUUACGACCCUGUUUGCGGCUCAGAUAGUCAGACUUAUAAUAACGAAUGUCUCAUGAAUGUCACAAGAUGUUUGUCACGUAGAAAUAUUGCGGCUGUUAGCAAAGGAACAUGCGAAGGUACAGAUUAUCAUUGUCGUUCGCCUCCACCCGGCGAACCCGUUCAGCAUUGUAGAACUGGAACGCGAAUAAAGAGGACUCUCAAAGUGGCUUGGGCAGGCUAGGGUAACAAGGCAGGGGGUAACAAGCAACAUGAUAAACAUGCAUGAAUGUUGCAUUUACACUCAAAAUACAAGAAAAGUUCGCUUCUUUGGUUUGGUGACAUUUUCUGUGAUUUGUUCUGUCUUUCUGCAAUGUAACAGUUAAUGACGAAUACCGAGAUAAAAUUCACAUUUCGCAGCCGUCAUCUGUUAAAAUGUAGAGAAAAACGAAGAAUGUAUCUUUCGAGUGAAUGUAUCACUACAAGAAAAACUGAACAACAGGCUACAGAAGCAGUAGUGGGGAGGCUCUUGUAUUUUGACUGUAACGUCUCCUAUUAUAGCUAGGGAAGCUAGUACAUGAAGGAGCCGCCACGUGAGUGAUCUAAUUGCAUGAACAAAGUAUUCAAGCACAAAUUACAAAAAUCAUUAACGCAUCAUUUUAGCACUACACACGAUUGUAAAGAACAUUCCAGGUUAUGAUUAUGCAAUGCACAUAAAUAAUGGUCGCUCAACCCGUCAGAUGGACGAAAAGUUUUAACUUAGGGGGUCUACACCCUUGAGCGCGUUCCAUACGUCGUGAAGCGUGGCAAUGCGUUUGUGAUGCCACAGUGAGCUCUCUAUAUAUGCACGCAGUAAUAUUUUCAGUCGAAGCGUUUUUGUGCAUGGAAAUUUUUGACCGGAAAAUUAUAUUAUCCAAGGAACAGCUGUGAGAAUUGUAAUUCUGGCAGGAAUUGAACCUCCGCCUCUGCUGUUCCUGUACAGCGCUUUAACCAACUGAGCUACAAAAGUGAAGCCAAGUUAUUGCAAGAGAAAUGAGGAUGAUGGAAGUUGACUUUCCUUGCCGCAAAACCUUUCCAGGGUCUAGAUGCGCCUUUAGGAAAUGAUAAUCUCUACAGGGUUUUAGAAACUUGUACCAAAAUUCUCGACAAUUUUCGCUGUAUUCCCACGUUUUAAAAGUAGAGCUGAGGCUGUGAUAAUAAGUGCAAUAUGAAAAUGUUCGACAUAUGAAACAGUAGAGUUUCGGAUUUCUUCGUACAACUUUAAUUAAGGAUGUUAAAGAUUUUGGAACUUUUCUAUGACAUGCACAGCACGAAUACAAUUUAUGCUCAACGAUACCAUCACUUUAUUUCGGGUGACGAUUGCAAAACAAAAACAUGCAGAUACGGGGCAUCAUCUAUAGUUCUUGGGGACAAAAUCCAGCGCCGGUGCACUUAUCUGGUCACAUGUCCAAGAACAUAUGAUCCAGUCUGCGUCUCCGACUUACGGAUUUGUGACAACGAAUGCAAGAUGCGUAAAGCUGUACGUAAAAUGUGCUUUUAAAUGUUACAUCUAAUUUUUACUUUUUAUCUUUCAGGCGUUUGCAGCACAGUGCAAUGUGAUCAUGGGGCAACGUGCAAAGUUAUCGGUGGUGUAGCGAAAUGUGCAUGUGACUUCACAUGCACAGAUAGCAAAAGUCUAGUUUGCGGUUCAGAUUUACAAACUUAUGACAAUGAAUGCAAAAUGCGUGAAGCUGGAUGCAAAGCAAAGAGAAAUAUCAUCGUUCUUGUGAAUGGAAAAUGCGGUUAGUUUGUUCACAGUUUAUAAUAAGCUAAUUUUAUUUAUACUGGAUAGCUUCAGCUGUUUUAAACGGUUCUCCAUAUAUAGAGGUCCAGUCAAUAUCAUCCCAUAUUGAUCCAUUGGGACUGCAUGAGGAAACCUUAACUAAAUGGGCCUCCCCAAACUGCUCCAGCAUUAGAAUGAUUUGAGCCUACCUAUGGCAACCCUAAUAUAAGCCGGAUUUUGAUGUAAAAUACUGGGGGAGAUGGAAAAUUUUAACAAAUCAGCAACGGUCUGAGCCCCACUGCAUGUCCCUGUUAUGUUAAGGUUUGCGACAAUAAUAAUGCGAUUUUGUCCAUCAUUUGACUUGCUUUAUUCUUGAAUGGUGGUGUAAGAAUUAUUGCAGAAGUUGUGUAAACUAUCUAAGUAAAACAUGAUUAUGAAUGUUACAUGCAUGUAUUUUACUCACUUUAUCUUUCAGGGGACUGCAGCACAGUGCAAUGUGCGUAUGGGGCAACAUGCAAAGUUAUCGCAGGUGUAGCGAAAUGUGAAUGUGACUUUACAUGCGCAGAUAGCAAAAGUCUAGUCUGCGGCUCAGAUUUACAAACUUAUGACAACGAAUGCAAAAUGCGUGAAGCUGGAUGCAAAGCAAAGAGAAAUAUCAUUGUUCUUGUGAAUGGAAAAUGCGGUUAGUUUGUUGGCAGUUAAUAGUAGAUUUAUUUAACAUUAUUUAUACUGGAUAGCUUUAUCUAUCUGUGAUAAGCAGUUGGCCCUGGAGAUCCAGUCACGAUCAUUCCUUAUUGAUCGAGUGAGACCAUAACAGGAGACCUAAAUGGGUGACACAUUGCUGGUUCAACAACGGUCUGGGUUGCAGUGGCCUUGCAUGUGAUGUUAAGGUUUCGCAGUUACCGGGUAAAGGCCUACCUAAAAUGAUUUUUGUGAUUGGCUUUCAGAAACAUAUCAGAAACAAAAAUGAUCACUGUUCUUGACUCGUUCUUUAGAAAGACGAUUUCUAUAGUUUUAUUGUCUUUCAUUGUUAUAAUCAACCAACCACGAGCUCGGAUAGUAUAAAAGGAUGAUGACCCGGGCUACUAUACUCUGACAAAGUACGGUUCAGAGAAAUUUUGAUUUUUCGUCCAUCGUUCAACAUUCUCAAAGGGAGUUGCAUGAAUUGUAUUAGAGCAGGCGCAAAAAUUCAAAGUAAAAUAUCCUUUUGAAUGUUGCAUUUACUUUUACUCUUUAUCUUUCAGGCGACUGCAGCACUGUGCAAUGUGCGUAUGGGGCAACUUGCAAAGUUAUCGCUGGAGUAGCGAAGUGUGAAUGUGACUUUACAUGCGCAGAUAGCAAAAGUCUAGUCUGCGGCUCAGAUUUACAAACUUAUGACAACGAAUGCAAAAUGCGUGAAGCUGGAUGCACUACGAAGAAAAAUAUCACUAUUCUUGUGAAUGGGAGAUGCGGUUAGUUUGUUCACAGUUAAUAAUAAGCUAAUUUUAUUUAUACUGGAUAGCUUCAGCUGUUCUUUAUUUAUACUGAAUAGCUUCAGCUGUUCUAAACGGUUCUCCAUAGAGGUCAACUCAAUAUCAUCCCCUAUUGAUCCAUUGCGACUGCAUGACGAAACUUUAACUAAAUGGGUGCCUCCUUACCGAUCCAGCAUUAAGGUGAAUUGAGUCUACCCGUGGAACCCUAAUACAAACUGGAUUUUCGUGUAGAAACUGCGGGAGGCCGAAAAAUUUAAUAAACUUGCAACGGUCUGUGCCCCACUGCCCCUGUUAUGUUGUGGUUCUUCCUCGUUCGCAGGGCUUCUCGGCUGCCUGUGUUGCGCAGGCAGCCGAGAAGCCCUGGGAACGAGGAUGGUUGAGGUUUUGGAGUUUGUCUGUUAUUUUGGUCCAUUUGUUCACUUGCUUAAUUCUUAAAUGGAGAUGUACAGGAAUUAUUGUAGAGGAGGUGCAAAAUAUCUUAGCAAAACAUGAUUAUCAAUGUUACAUGUACUUUGUAUUUCAGGCGACUGCAGCACAGUGCAAUGUGGGUAUGGGGCCACAUGCAAAGUUAUCGGUGGUGUAGCGAAAUGUGAAUGUGACUUCACAUGCACAGAUAGCAAAAGUCUAGUCUGUGGCUCAGAUUUACAAACUUAUGACAAUGAAUGCAAAAUGCGUGAGGCUGGAUGCAAAGCAAAGAGAAGUAUCAUUGUUCUUGUGAAUGGAAAAUGCGGUUAGUUUGUUGGCAGUUAUAAUAGUAGAUUUAUUUACCAUGAUUUAUACUGCCGGCUCUAUCUGCAGUGAUAAACAGUUCCUUAUUGAUCGAGUGGGACCAUAGCAGGAUACUAUAUUUAAAUAGGUGACCCCUUGCUCGUUCAGCAAAGGUGUCGGAUGCAGUCUCCCAGUGAUAUUAAGGUUUCGGACUUACUGUACUCUAAGAACGUACGUUUCAGACAAAUUUUGAUCUUCUGUCCAUCGUUUGACAUUCUCAAAGGGAGUUGCAUGAAUUAUUCUAGGGUAGGGGCAUAAAUCCUAACUAAAAUAUCAUCUUGAAUGGUGCAUUUAUUUUUACUCUUUAUCUUUCAGGGAACUGCAGCACAGUGCAAUGUGGGUAUGGGGCCACAUGCAAAGUUAUCGCUGGUGUAGCGAAAUGUGAAUGUGACUUCACAUGCACAGAUAGCAAAAGUCUUGUCUGCGGCUCAGAUUUACAAACUUAUGACAAUGAAUGCAAAAUGCGUGAAGCUGGAUGCAAAGCAAAGAGAAAAAUCAUUGUUCUUGUGAAUGGAAAAUGCGGUUAGUUUGUUGGCAGUUAAUAGUAGAAUUAUUUAACAUUAUUUGUACUGGAUAGCUUUAUCUGUGAUAAGCAGUUGUCCUUGGACAUCCAGUCACCAUCGUUUAUUAUUAAUCGAGCGGGACCAUAACUGGAGACAUAAAUGGAUGACACCUUGCUUGUUCAACAACCGUCUGGGCUGCAGUGUCCUUGCAUGUGAUGUUACGGUUUCGGAGAUACCGGGUAAAGACCUACCUAAAAUGAUUAUGUUUUGUGAUUGGCUUUCAGAAACAAAUCAGAAACAAAAAUGAUCAUUGUUCUUGGCUCGUUCUUUAGAAAGGCGAUUUCUAUAGUUUUAUUGUCUUUCAUUGUUAUAAUCAACUAACCACGAGCUCGGAUAGUAUAGUAAGAUGAUGACUCGGGUUACUGUACUCUCACAAAGUACGGUUCAGACAAAUUUUGAUUUUUCGUCCGUCGUUUGACAUUCUCAAAGGGAGUUGCAGAAUUGUAUUAGGGCAGGCGCAAAAAUUCUAAGUAAAAUAUCCUUUUAAUUUUGAAUGUUGGAUUUACUUUUAUUCUUUAUCUUUCAGGCGACUGCAGCACAGUGCAAUGUACGUAUGGGGCAACUUGCAAAGUUAUCGCUGGAGUAGCGAAGUGUGAAUGUGACUUUACAUGCACAGAUAGCAUAAGUCUAGUCUGCGGUUCAGAUUUACAGACUUAUGACAAUGAAUGCAAGAUGCGUGAAGCUGGAUGCACCACGAAGAAAAAUAUCACUAUUCUUGUGAAUGGAAAAUGCGGUACGUUUGUUCACAGUUAAUAAUAAGUUAAUUUAUUUAUGCUGGAUAGCUUCAACAGUUUUAAACGGAUCUCCAUAGAGGUCCAGUCAAUAUCAUCUUUAUUGAUCCAUUAGCACUGCAUGAGGAAACCUUAAUUAAAUGGGUGUCCCCUUACUGCUCCAGCAUUAGAGUGAAUUGAGUCUACCCAUGGUAACCCUAAUACAAGUCAGGUUUUUGUGUAGAUAGUGCGGGAGGUCAAAAAAAUUAAUAAACUUGCAACAGUCUGAGCCCCACUGUCCCUUUUAUGUCGAGGUUUUGGAGUUCUGCUAUUCUGAUCCAUUAUUUCAGUUGCUUAAUUCUUAAAUGGAGGUGUAGGAAUUAUUGUAAAGGAGGUGAAAAAUAUCUAAUUUGCAUGUAUUUUCAUCUUUCAGGCGACUGCAGCACAGUGCAAUGUGGGUAUGGGGCCACAUGCAAAGUUAUCGGUGGUGUAGCGAAAUGUGAAUGUGACUUCACAUGCACAGAUAGCAAAAGUCUAGUCUGUGGCUCAGAUUUACAAACUUAUGACAAUGAAUGCAAAAUGCGUGAGGCUGGAUGCAAAGCAAAGAGAAGUAUCAUUGUCCUUGUGAAUGGAAAUUGUGAAACAAAAGGUUAGUUUAUAAAAUAACCUGAUUUAUACUGGGUUGAUCUCGCUGUUAUAAACAGUCCAAUCAGGGUCAUUCUUUUUGAUCCAAUGGGACUCAGCUCAGAUUUACGGAGUUAUAGCAAUCAGUGCAAAGAAAAAAUGUUGAACGAAUUUGUAAUUUCCAGUAUAAAUUUUAUACAUAUAUUAGACCUAACCAGGCUCUCGUGCAGGAAUCAAACCUGUGGCCGUGCGAUGCCGGUGCAGCCAUAGAUAUCUUAUAUACACUAGAUAGGGCAUCUAAUUAUUCUGCAAUUCAAAAAUUGAAGCCGUGACUGCAGACUCGGGAUAUUUCAAUGAAAUGAGUAGAUUCGUAUAUGUCUUCUUUUUCUUAAACAGGGAACUUAAACAUUAAGUUAAACCUAUUCCAAAUACAUUUUUAAACUACUGUAUUCAAGUGAUGAAAAUUAUUGUUGUUUUUUUAAGCAUUUAUUAGCGAGUGGGAACUACCAACAUGGCAUCUAUUCAAAUGGGGCUAAAAGAGAUGCGCUAUCUAUAGUGUAUAUAAGACAUCUAUGGGUGCAGCACUCUAACCAAUUAAGCUACAGAACACAGUUGUCGAGCUCUAACCGCAAAUUCAUGCAUACUCAGGCCUUAAAAUAUCUUUUACAUGGACGUCUGACAAAAUGUCCCAUGACAUUGAUUUUGGGUCGGACAUAUGUUGGAUGACCUUCAUUUCAGUUUUGACUCGGAAAUAGGUCUGAAUGACACUUGACAUGGUCUUUUAUUUUAGUGGUACUUGCCGGAAAAAAUUUUAAACUUUUUUUUAAAUGUCUGGAAAAUUUUUUUGGAAAUGUCCGCAAAAAUAGGGGUCCCGAAUUAAAUAUUUGCCCCUGGCCCCUGAAUUUCUCUGUAAGGCCCUAAUCACCUACAUAAGAAGACAUGAAAUGAAUUUGUGCUCUUUAUCUUUCAGGCGACUGCAGCAGAUUGAAUUGUAAAUAUGGAGCUACAUGCCAGGUUAUAAAAGACUUAGCACAAUGUGAAUGUAACUUCACAUGUCUUGAUAGCAGAAGUCCAGUCUGUGGUUCCGACGGAAGAACGUAUAAAAAUAUAUGCGACUUACAGAAGAAACAAUGUACUGAGAAGAAAUAUAUCAAUGUUAUUAAAAAUGAGGCAUGCGGUGAGUUGGUUGUUCACCAAGGCCUGAUUAAGAUUUCGUUAGCACGAGAAUGGACGCGUAUUUGGAACCAUACACAGAUUUUCCGGUUGUAUUUGCUCACAUAGGAAUGUGUAUGGUUAACUGUGCUGCAAUACGUUCACAAUGCUCAAAGGCUAAAUGUACUGUACUGUACCCUACCGUGCUGCACCGUAUCAGAGCCGUAGCCAGGAUUUCUGGUCAGGGGCGGGGGCAGCAAAAACCUUCGUGGGGCCAGGGUUCACUUAUUUUUGUAGAAUGAUUUUUCUCAGGCGGGGGCAAAAUUUUACCAGAGAGGGGUCCCCCCCCCGGCCCCCGCCCUGGCUUCGCUUUUGCACAGUAUUGUAUCUCACUGUACUCUGCUGUGCUGUGCUGUUAUGUGCUGUGCUGUGCUACAUUGCACUGCGCUGUGCUCUGUUCUACUUUACUCUGCAGUGCUGUACAGCAUUUCAUCCCAGUAAAAAACUUUUUCUUUGCAUUUUAAACCUAUAUGCUAUUUCGUCAUUGAAUAGGCUGUGAUGAUCUCAAUUUGAGUUCCGAAGAUUUCAAAAACACAAGCGAAAUGGCAUGUCAAAACAUCGCAAACUCCGUGAAAUGUGAAGUAAGAUGCCAGGUUGGAUACAAUGCAGUGUUUCCGAAUUUCCUAAAGUUGCAAUGUUAUGACAACAAAUGGAUACGCAAAAACAAUAUUGAAAAAUAUGUCAGACUUCCAAACGAAAAUGCUCCUCCAAGAUGCUAUAGUAAGUUAACUGAGACUUUCUAGCUGACGAAUUAUAAUCUUGAUUUCAGUCGCAUAUGUGUAAAAAAUUACCAAAUUUUCAUCCAAUAAAUUCCUGGGAUAACCAGUACGUCCAGUUUCCUAUUAUAAUAAUGCUGGAUCAAUAAGUUACAGCAGGGAAAUUACUGGCCCCCAGGGGAGAGCAAUUUGGAACAGAUAGAGCUUUCUAGUAUAAAUAAAUUUAGUUUAGUUUAGUUUAGCUUAGUAAUCACGUUACGGGAACCAUAGAGUAUUUCAAUAAAAUACAAAACAACGGUAACUUUCUACCAAGUUUUAGUCAUCAUACUAAAUCACGAUGCGUAAAACUUGAUCCAGAGCUAGACAAUAUUAAAAUGUCCAUUUUCGGAUGCAUUAACGUGUCGGGAUCAAUUAGCCAUUCCGAAGUUGAUGAGAGGACUGGGGACGAGUGUUAAAAAGUGCCCAAAUUAAGAAAUGAACCAAAUGACAUCGCAAAUAUCUGGGGGGUGCUGCUGCUUGCUUUGGCCGGGGCCUGGUGGCAGCGCCCGGAAAGGCCAAGGAAAAAGUUUAACAAAAUUUGUUUUGAAGGCCAGCAUGGCGAGAUCUGAGACCAUAAUAUUGGUAAUUUUACAAAUUUAGUAGUAACAAUAAUCAAAUAUGAAACUAUCAAAUCAAAAUAUGUAUAAUUAUCGGAUAUGUAAAAACUUUUGGGGCGGUGCCAAAUGCUUGCCUGAAAUGGCUAAAAAAAGUACCACCUCAAAAUUAGUAAGCUUUCGAAAAUUGUGAAAUUACUGAUUAAAAGAUUGUUUUUGGGACGCGCGUCCCUAAAACAAAAAUUACAAUACAUGUCAUAGUAAAUGUCACAAUUUUCGAAAGCUUAUUAUUCGAAGGGUAUUUAUGUAAACGUCGUCAAGCUUUGUAUACUUACUAAUUGUGAGGUGGUCUCUUCAGUGAUUUGGUUCAUUUCUUAAUUUAGGCACUUUUUAACGCUCGUACCCAGUCCACUCAUCAACUUCGGAAUGGCUAAUAAGAGAGGGAUAAAUGAAGUUAGUUUAGUUUAGAACUCAAAUUAACGUUCGCUACUGUGCUUUCUAUUCUGUCACUAUUAAUUUAUUUAAACUAGAACCAACGCCAAAGAGUGUUUCAGCUCCAUACUGUCGAAGCGGUUCUGUGUUGAUGGAUAGAGACAUAUGUGGUAAAUGUUUAUUGAACAAUUUCGAUUGGGGGUUGCAACUUUACGAAAGCAUGCAGUAAAACAAUGAUGACAUGCCCAGUUAUCGUUGUUUAGUUUACGGAAGUACGGAAUAAAAUUCAUGUAAUUAAGCAUUAUAUAUGUAACUAUAUUUCUAAUUCAUAACCAAAUCGUAGUGUGUUCUGACUUCGAUUUAAACUUGAUCAGCGAAAUCUUUCUUUGGAAGAAAACUGGAUUAGCUGGAUGGGGGGGGGGGGGUGAAAACUGUUUACAAAACAAUAACAACCAAAAGUGACAACGAAUUUUUUAAAGAAUUCGUAUGUCUGCUUCUGUAAUAGUUCUAAACAAAACAGUAUUUACACGGUUUAAAUCAAAACCUUUAGUAAUUCUAUUCGUUAGAAAUAACUAUAAAGAAUAGCUUCUAUAAAUAAAUGGUGGUGAUAACCAAAUCUUAUUUUUAUUGUUUAGUACCAUGCCCUCCUGGUAGUUAUUACAACAAAGAUGGAGCAGUAUGUGCACCGUGUGCGGUGACAAUGUACCAAGGGGAGUCUGGAAAAACAGAUUGCAAGAAAUGUCUGUCACCAAAGACCUCCACGAUUACAGGAGCUGAGGGCUGCUACUUUGAUCAUAGUAUGUCAAUAUUAUAUGUGGUUAGGGUUUAAUUACAAUAGCGAAUGUCGUAAACAAAACCAAGACCAGAUUUUGGUAGAAAUAGUGGAAGAGGUGGAAGCAAUUUAGGGUAGGUCCCCAUUGGAAACUGGGGCUUAGAACAUACCCACCCCCUCCCUAACGUCAACUAUGUGACUAAUUAUGUAUCUACUGUACAUAUAUCUUUCAGUGUAUUUAUGAAUUAUGACCGUACGACCCAUUUGCUUUUGCCUUGCAUUGCAUGACUACAGCCUAUACGUUUCUUGUGAAAUAUUGCAUUAAAAGGGUACUUGCUCUGAGCAACAGGUCGGUAAAAAUUUGUCAAAUUUUUACUUAGAUAUAUCAUUUAACCAUUCAGCUGACGGGAAGAUGCAUAACGUUUCAGAGCAAACAAUCUCAGGGGAGGUGCAAAAUCAUCUUCGGGGAGGAGGUCCAUACCUUCUCACACCUCCCCAAAAAACCCGCCAUGAAUAAAAAACAUGAAGAAUAACCAAAUUCAGAGAUAAUAACAAUGAUACAUUCUAUGUCUGGUUGUGGUGUAGAACUUAGGUCAAAUUUUGCUAAUGUUACUCUGAGUGUUUCCGCGCCAGGAAAGCUGAAAAAUUGCUUGUCCGCGGUAGAAAGUGAGCCCAGUGUGGAGGCGCUCAGAAUAACAUCACCUACAUCAGCAAAAAUAAUUCCCGCAUUUUGUUUACUGUUUAUUUCUAUAGGCUCGAAUGAUGUCAAAAUGGUGUUUGAGAAAAAACGAUCUGAAGUGAGUAGAAAAACUAAUAAACAAUUAUUGAAUGAGGGUGAGCAUGCAUAAUAUCAAGAAUUAUUCAAAUAUUUGGUAAAACAGUUUAGAACUGAUUGAACUGUGCAGUAUAUAUAUAUAUAUAUAUAUAUAUAUAUAUAUAUAUAUAUAUAUAUAUAUAUAUAUAUAUAUAUAUAUAUAUAUAUAUAUAUAAUAUAUAUAUAUAUAUAUAUAUAUAUAUAUUCAGUCAAGGUUUGAAUGUUUGCGUCGCUACUCUGAGUUUCACGCUUUACGCGAUCAUCAGGCAACUGACAGAUAUUAUUCAAUAUUCAUAAUAAAUAUAGGUUAUCAUUUUACAACUUGAUUAAGCAGGUAUCUGGUUACAUGUCUACAUUUGGAAAACAAGUCAGAGCGUUUGUUCAGGCAUUCAGUUUUCUUCGCUUUCAUAAUAAGUAGUUUCUCCUCGAGGCAUAAAUUACACCGUUUAGAUCCUGGUUUGUAUGCUUUAUUGUAUACUGACUUUUUUCUGACUUCAGUUUCCAGACGUACUUGGACAGUUCGGUGUUGCUCUUGUAUUCCUCAUGUCGGAAAGACUUAGUGUGAUUGCGGUAUCUUGUUUUGAAAUCGCCCGCCGUCAUGCCAAUGUAUAUUUUCUUUUUCCUGGUUGUUGGCAGUGCUGGUUGUCACUUCGGCUUUGUAUACGCUGCUCUCAGUAAGACAUUUUUUACCAAGUGGACAGUUGGCGAGUUUUUGGCAGUUGCACAUUGGCGUGUCGUUUUUUGUAGGUGUUGGUAUUACCGUUGGUAUGGAUGAUUGUAUUACCCUAG
Messenger RNA from Paramuricea clavata, 17618 nucleotides. The record is from the annotation of a GenBank genome assembly. Lineage: Eukaryota; Metazoa; Cnidaria; Anthozoa; Malacalcyonacea; Plexauridae.